This is a messenger RNA of Molossus molossus (Pallas's mastiff bat), 1865 nucleotides long. RefSeq names its product phosphoribosyl pyrophosphate synthase-associated protein 2-like. Lineage: Eukaryota; Metazoa; Chordata; Mammalia; Chiroptera; Molossidae. Gene Ontology annotation, molecular function: magnesium ion binding; ribose phosphate diphosphokinase activity. The record is from RefSeq and is a predicted model, not a curated record. Gene Ontology annotation, biological process: 5-phosphoribose 1-diphosphate biosynthetic process; purine nucleotide biosynthetic process. Gene Ontology annotation, cellular component: ribose phosphate diphosphokinase complex; cytoplasm.
UUGGCGCCGACGCCAUUCUUGCGCAAGAAGUCGCCAUUUUGCUCUUAGAGACAUCGCUUGGAGACCCAGUCCUUUCUUCCUUCGGCAGCCGAGGCUGCGCCUAGGCCUGGGCUUGGGGUCAGGGCCAGGCUGUGAGAAUUGGAAAACCAAGAAGGUUUUGAUGUUUUGUGUGGCACCAGCUGAAUUAGAAACCAAGAUGAACAUAACAAAAGGAGGUCUGCUGUUGUUUUCAGCAAGUUCUAAUUCAUCAUGUAUGGAGCUUUCAAAGAAAAUUGCAGAGCGGCUGGGGGUGGAAAUGGGCAAAGUGCAGGUUUACCAGGAACCUAACCGAGAAACAAGAGUACAAAUUCAAGAGUCAGUGAGGGGAAAAGAUGUUUUCAUCAUUCAAACUGUUUCAAAGUAAGGCGUGAACAGCACCUCCAUGGAGCUCCUGGCUGUGGGAUAUGCCUGUAGGACCUCUUGUGCCAAAGCAUCUCGGUGUCAUCCCUACGUCCCUUACAGCAAACGGCGCAAGACGAGAAAAAGAGGCUCCAUUGUUUCUAAAUUGCUGGCUUCAGUGAUGUGCAGAGCUGGUCUGAUUCAUCUUAUUGCCAUGGAUUUUCACCAGAAGGAAAUCCAAGGCUUCUUUAAUAUUCCUGUUGAUAAUUUCAGAGCAUCUCCCUUCUUAUUACAGUGUAUUCAGGACGAGAUCCCGGAUUACAGGAAUGCAGUGAUCGUAGCCAAGUCUCCAGCCUCAGCCAAGAGGGCACAGUCUUUUGCUGAGCGCCUUCGACUGGGUAUUGCAGUGAUUCAUGGAGAAGCUCAGGACGCUGAGUCCGACUUGGUGGAUGGACGACAUUCCCCACCCAUGGUCAGGAGUGUGGCUGCCAUCCACCCCAGCCUGGAAAUCCCCAUGUUGAUUCCUAAAGAAAAGCCCCCAAUCACAGUUGUUGGUGAUGUGGGAGGAAGGAUCGCCAUCAUUGUGGAUGACAUUAUCGAUGAUGUUGACAGCUUUCUUGCUGCAGCGGAGACCCUGAAAGAAAGAGGUGCAUAUAAGAUCUUCGUGAUGGCAACUCAUGGCUUGUUAUCUUCUGAUGCUCCCCGACUGAUUGAAGAAUCUGCCAUCGACGAGGUGGUGGUUACCAAUACAAUUCCACAUGAAAUCCAGAAGCUCCAGUGCCCCAAAAUUAAAACUGUGGAUAUCAGCAUGAUCCUCUCAGAAGCCAUCCGUCGGAUUCACAACGGGGAGUCCAUGUCCUACCUGUUCAGAAACAUAGGCUUAGAUGACUGAGGAGCUUCUCUUCUUUAAAACUCCCAAGGGCCAAACUGGAGACACGGGAACGAGGACUGUGAGAGCUCACGCCCGAUGUGAUGCAUUUCCCAGGGGCCAUUCGUAUGUUUUGUUCCUUUUUGUUCAUUACUAUGAAGAUAGAUCAACUUUUUAUUUUGAUUUGGGUGUUUGUGAGUUUUGAGGCAAAUUUUAUAAAAGAAAAACUAUAUUCUCCUCUUAAAUAAGUUAAGAUCUUGUUGUUUUUAGUUUAACUAUUUAAAAUAUACCUUGGAAUAAGAUUUUUAAGCUCAAACAGCCUUUCUUCAAAAUUGUUAGAGCCCAAGUGCUUAAAAAAAUUAAUAAAAUACAAUGGUCUACUGUAUGCUACCUGCAAUUAAAAAGCCAAAAAAACUAUACUGUUGAAUCCAGUAAAUGACAUAUUUAGAAAUGCUUUUCUAGACAAGCAUAUGGAAUAUGUGAACAUUAUUUAUUUUCUGCAAGAAAAGAAGGAAUAAAAACUUACUGUGUUUGUGAUUUUUUUACACUUUGUGUUUUGGCAAUUGUUUUAUAACUGAAAUAAAAUGAAAGCUGAAUAUACAUGCUGUGGAUGUUGAAA